Molecule: messenger RNA, 3816 nt
Organism: Tachysurus fulvidraco (yellow catfish)
Lineage: Eukaryota; Metazoa; Chordata; Actinopteri; Siluriformes; Bagridae
Product: NACHT, LRR and PYD domains-containing protein 12-like
Exons: 11
Coding region: 181-3225 (1014 amino acids)
Molecular function (GO): protein binding
Source: RefSeq, a predicted model, not a curated record
ACUCGGAGCUUCAGUGCCACCGGUAACAUCACUACUGUUAUCUAUCCACUGCUUUUAACGGACACAAACUCCAAGCAGACACAGCCAGGUGGUGGGAUAGCGGAUAAGGAAAGACUCUCUCCGUCAGCUGUGUCUCUGCUGUUUUAUCUCUCCAGCACGCCGUAUAGCAGCUGUAUCUCCAUGAUGGGUGAUCAGUCUAAGAAUCCUCCUCCUGCUGGAGACUCAUCACUUCUACACAGUAAACUCCAAGGAAAGAGAUCAGAAUCACCAACACCCAGUUGUAGCUCCAUGAAGAGUCAUGAGCCUAUGGAUCAUCAUCUGGAGGUUAAAGCUGUAGACUCCUCACUUCUACACAGGGACGACCCAGAAUCUGCUGGUGGAAAUGAAUUCCAGAAAAAGUUCAAAUUAAAUCUGAUGAAGAAGUUUCAGUGUUUGAAUGAAGUGAUGAUAAACCUGGGAACCCAAACACUCCUGAAUGAGAUCUACACAGAGCUCUACAUCACAGAGGGAGACCGUGGAAAAGUCAAGAAUGAACAUGAGGUGAGACAGAUGGAGGCAGCAUCCAGGAGAAGAACAACAGAGGAAACACCAAUCAAAUGCAAUGACAUCUUUAAGCCUUUAUCUAAACAAGACAAACCCAUCAGAACUGUGCUGACAAAUACAUCAUCUAAACAAGACAAACCCAUCAGAACUGUGCUGACAAAGGGAGUCGCUGGCAUCGGAAAAACCGUCUCUGUGCAGAAGUUCAUUGUGGACUGGGCUGAAGGGAAAGUAAAUCAGGACGUCCACCUCAUAUUUCCACUUCCUUUCAGAGAGCUGAACUUGAUGAAGGACCAGAAACUGAGUCUGAUGGAGCUCCUUCAUGUGUUUCUUAAGGAAACAAAAGAAACAGAAAUGUCCAGUUUGGAAAAGGUUCUGUUCAUUUUUGACGGAUUGGACGAGUGUCGUUUUCCUCUAGAUUUCCAGAACACAGUGAGAGUGUGUGAUGUAACUGAACCAGCAUCAGUGCCUGUGCUGCUGAUAAACCUGAUCAAAGGGAAUCUGCUUCCCUCUGCUCUCAUCUGGAUCACCUCCAGACCUGCAGCAGCUAAACAAAUCCCCUCUAAGUGUGUGGAUCGAGUCACAGAGAUACGAGGGUUCAGUGACCCACAGAAGGAGGAGUACUUCAGGAAGAGGAUCAGUGAUCAGAGCCUGGCCAAUAACAUCAUCACACACCUGAAGUCAUUAAGAAGCCUCUACAUCAUGUGUCACAUCCCAGUCUUCUGCUGGAUUUCAGCUACUGUUCUAGAGAGAAUGUUGGGUGAAGCAGAGAGUGGAGAGAUCCCCAAGACUCUGACGCAAAUGUACACACACUUCUUCAUCAUUCAGACAAACAUCAUAAGAGAAAAAUACUCAAAGAAGCAGGAGAGUGAUGAAGAAAUGCUUCUUAAACUGGGACAACUGGCUUUUCAGCAGCUGAAGAACAGAAACCUGAUCUUCUAUGAUGAAGACCUGAGAGAGUGUGGUAUUGAUGUGACAGAAGCAGCAGUGUACUCAGGUGUGUGUACUCAGAUCUUCAGAGAGGAGUUUGGGCUUCACCACAGUAAAGUGUACUGCUUUGUUCAUCUGAGCAUUCAGGAGCAUCUCGCAGCUCUAUAUGUUCACCUGACCUUCAUGAAGGAGAAGAGAAAUGUUCUGAUACAGAAUCAGGUUUUUAACAGGAGGAUGGAAGAAAAUACAAUCUCAGAUGUACACAACAGUGCUGUAGAUCAGACUUUAGAAAGUCAGAUUGGAUAUCCGGACCUGAUCUUCAUGAAGGGGCAAGGUUUUAGUAUAUCAAUUGAAGAUUGUAACAGGUGGAUGAAAGCAAAUACAAUCUCAGAUGUACACAACUGUGCUGUAUUUCAGGCUUUACACAGUCAGGCUGGACAUCUGGAUCUUUUCCUUCGCUUUCUUCUGAUUCUCUCACUGGAGUCCAAUCAGAAACUCUUACAAGGUUUAGUACCACAGACAGGAAGUAACCCUCAGAGCACACAGGAAACAGUUCAGUACAUUAAGGAGAAGAUCAGUCACAAUUAUCCUACAGAGAAAUCCAUCACUCUGUUCCACUGUCUGAAUGAACUGGGUGAUGAUUCUCUAGUGGAGGAAAUCCAACUCUUCCUGAAAUCUGGAAAACAAAGUGAACUUUCUUCUUCACAGCUUUCUGCUUUGGUGUUUGUGCUACUGACAUCAUCAGAGGAGCUGGAUGAAUUCGACAUGAGUAAAUAUUUCAGUACAGAUAAGAUAACAGACUAUGUUGUUGGGAAGAUGAUGCCUGUGAUUACAGCAUCCAGUAAAGCAAUUAUCAGCUGUGAUUCACUUAGAGUAGAAAAUUGGUCACCUCUGUUCUCAGCGCUCAGAUCAGAAACCUCCAAUCUGAGAGAACUUCAUCUGACUGUGAAAACACUGAGUCUGUAUGGAUAUAAACUACGAGACUCAGUAGUCAAGAUUCUCUGUGCUGGACUGGAGCAUCCUCACUGUAAAGUGGAGACACUGAGGUUGUAUUGUUGUGAUGUCUCAGAUGAAGGCUGUGCUGCUCUGACUUCAGCUCUGAGAUCAAACCCCUCACACCUGAGACACCUGGAUCUGUCCUAUAAUAAACUAGGAGACUCAGGAGUGAAGAGUCUCUCUGCUGUACUGGAGAAUCCUCACUGUAAACUGGAGAUACUGAAGUUGUUUAAGUGUGAUGUCUCAGAUGAAGGUUGUGCUGCUCUGACUUCAGCUCUGACAUCAAACCCCUCACACCUGAGAGACCUGGAUCUGACCUGGAAUAAUCUAGGAGACUCAGGAGUGAAGAUUCUCUCUGCUGUACUGGAGAAUCCUCACUGUAAACUGGAGACACUGAAUUUGUGGGGUUGUGGUGUCUCAGAUGAAGGCUGUGCUGCUCUGACUUCAGCUCUGAGAUCAAACCCCUCACACCUGAGAUACCUGGAACUGUCUGAUAAUAAUGUAGGAGACUCAGGAGUGAAGAUUCUCUCUGCUGUACUGGAGAAUCCUCACUGUAAACUGGAGAAACUGGGGUUGUUUAGGUGUGGUGUCUCAGAUGAAGGCUGUGCUGCUCUGACUUCAGCUCUGAGAUCAAACCCCUCACACCUGAGAGAACUGGAUCUGACCUGUAAUAAUCUAGGAGACUCAGUAAAGAAGCUGCUGUCUGAUCUUAAGGAUGAUGAACAUUACAAACUACAGACAGUGAGAUUCAUGUUCUAAUGAAUAUCUGUGUGUGAUGAAGACUCCAGUGUUCCUGCAUUACCAUGAUGGAGAAUAGAGAACAUGUUUAUUAACACAUCACUCAUUUAGUUCUAACACAUUAAACACACACAGAGACGUGAGAAGUGUGUGUUCAUCGUGUACAGUGAAUCAGACUAAACACAAUUCUACACUGAGUUUAUAAUGACCUCUGAUCCCUGGGUAAAAUUCCCUGGACCUCAAUCCCAUAAAAACCUGAGGGAUUAUUUGUAACAGCAGGUGAAAAUCCACAUGAACUCGAGCUGAACCCUGUUCAUUUUACUGUUUGUGUCAUUUAUUAUUUGUUUAUUAUGUUGUAAGAAUGAUGGAUAGAAUGGAUGAUGAAGGAAAUGAAUGGUUAACUUCAUGCUCAUUAGAUAAACCUUAUGAAUGCUAUCAAACAGCACAACCCUGCUCUCGUAUUCCCAUCCAAAAGAAAGUGAGAUUAAGGCUACAGAUACCAGUAAACAUAGAGCUAGGAGAAAAAGACAAAGAGAAGCAAAAAAGAAGAGAAUCGGAAAAACAGCAGAAGAAAUAAAACAACUGUUGAAUAAAAUAAAAAAAACAUGAAGC